Messenger RNA from Bacidia gigantensis, 1440 nucleotides. RefSeq lists its product as uncharacterized. The record is from RefSeq and is a predicted model, not a curated record. Lineage: Eukaryota; Fungi; Ascomycota; Lecanoromycetes; Lecanorales; Ramalinaceae. Bases 1 to 1440 code for a protein of 479 amino acids. The transcript is spliced from 2 exons.
AUGUCAGCGCUUGGAAGCUCCGUGAUUAACAAGUCAAAUAAAAAGUUCGCCCCCAAGAAGGCACCUAUCCGGCGUCCUGGCGUUCCGGAUUCUGCGGAACACUCUGCAAGGCCAAGCGAAGAACGACAAGCUCAAUCACAGACACCACAGCUUCCGAGCACGCUAUAUCCAGCUAGCCCUUCACCGGCACCAUCGCGUGCACUCUUGACUUCAAGCCGACCUGAUGACGCUCUCGCCUCCCACUCGGUACAAGCAGCUUCUGCGCAAGAUGGUAAUGCCAUUCAUUUACCUUUGCCUUCCCGACUUACCUCAGCAUCAAGAGAGCCAUCUCAUUCAUCAAUUGUCCCUCAGAAGCGUCCUUUAGCCAGGGAAAAUCAUGUCACACGUCCUACAAGCUCUUACACAAAAAAUUCAGCUUCAGCUGAUCAUCCUCGCCCCUCAACACCCACCACUCAUGACGCUUUAGUUCGCACAAAUCUUCAACUUACUGCAAAGACAGCGCCUUCUAUAGAACGAGUGACACGAUCACGUCGCAAAGAGACCUCUCGACCUUCUGAACGGAUUGCCAACAACGGCCCACCGACCUUACACACCAGAGUGUCAAAGCGUCGAAAAGCAAACGAGCAACGAGGAGAACGCGACGAGACCGAGACAGGUACUGCUCGAGUGGACAUAACAACUUCAAGUUCAGAGGGACUUCAAAAUGACUCUCCAGCUGUAGCUACAUCCACUCUCCCUACGAAGGCCACAUCCAGCUCAAAAUUAAAGAGAGCUCCCAGAAAGAAAAGCCAGAAAUCUGCGGGAUCCACCUCCCAUAAUCGCUUGUCAGCACAAGCUCUAGAAGAUGACGAAAAUGCUAACGAGCAUCAAGUCGCCGAGCCAGCUAACCAAAUGAAGACACAGAAACGCCAGAAACCUAAGUUGUCAAGGCGUCAAAAGGCUAUUCAGGAUGCAGCAGCAGAUAUCGUGGAAGAUGCCGUUCGAGGGACAGCGAGAACGUCCAAAAAAGGGAAGACAGGCCACCGGAGGCGACCAUCGACUCCUGAUAAUGCUGAGAAUGUGACAAUAGCGCCGGAAGAGAUGAAGAUGAUCGAGCUAUGCCAAGACUCUCAUACCGGCAGAAAGUCCUUGCGUGAACAAGAACUUAGAGAAAUGGAUCGCGCGGCUUUCGUGAAGCAGAAACAGCGGGAACUUCAAGAUAUGAUGGGUCAUGCGGCAUCCCCAGAGAAUGAUGGUUUUGCAGCACCCUCGCGGGACCAAGAAACUCGUCAGGAGCGGCAAAGAGGACAAGAGCGUCAAGUAGCGCUCAAUGUUCCAAAUACUGUCAUUAUAGAUGGGCAGAUUCAAAUUGAUGAAGAUUCUCUUCGCAUUGACCGACAUGCCGCGGCAGCUGUUGAGCGGGAUCUGGAAGAUCUCCCCCAAUUGAUGAGAAUGACCUGA